AUGGAUUCCAAGAAGAACUCCACCUCCAAAACACGUCGCCGGAGGCGAUUUUCUUGGAUUUCGUCAUGCUUCGGAGGGUCGCCGUUGUCGGAUUCCGGCAGCACCGAGGCGCCGGGCUCCCGUGUCGUCAAAGCUUCUCGGUUCUCUUGCUUGAGUUUUCGGGCCAAGAAGAGGACCGUGCCGGUGGAUGCCGUGGCCGAUGCAACCCCCGGAGGUGCACCGAAGGAGAAGCCGGCGUCUGCGAAGAAGAGCUUCUUCCAGAAAUUUAGGAAGGACAAGAUCAGAGAGAGCCGCUCUUUGCCCCACCACCACCACCAACCCCAGAUUUCUGCAGCAAAGCCCGACGUCACCGCGGAGCCACACAGCCUCCAAGUUCGCCAUGUUGCCUCCAAGUGUGAUGCCCGCAGCCAGCCAGCGUCACUCUACCGGAUGCGCGACGCAGCCCGGACCGGCACCCGGACCAGCCACCCCGGCUCGCCUGAACCCGGCCACCGCACCGCCUCCGCCGCAAUUCUGCGCAGCUCCAACCACAGAAAACCCUGGAAGAAGUGCAGCGGGACGAUCGGAUAUAGUAUCGACUCCUGCGUCGGGCUGUCGGUGCUCGCCGUGGCGCUCACUCUGACGCUUCUACUCGGCCGGGCCUGCGCCAUCGUUUGCAUGAGUGCAUGGCUCUACCUCCUGCCUCGAUUCAGCGUGGCGACAACUGCGGCGAGGAUUGCUGUUGGCGGGAAGGGCGAUGGUGAGAUUGAUAUGAGCUCGGAGGAGCACAAGAAGAGAGUGGUUCUGAUGGGUUUGCUGCAACGUGAAGGCCGGCGGCCGCCAUCGGUGGCAAUUCGGGCAAGCACGCGAUAGGUAGAAUCCGCCCUGCAUGCAAUGGCUGGAAAGUGGCAUUUCUUUUAUCUUUUUAUAUUUUUAUUUGUGUAGUCCUUUUGGAUUUUGUCUUUUUAGCACUAUUUAUUUAGUUUAUGUACAUAAUACUUCCAGCCAUAGUGCAUAAAAUUUUGAGCCAAGGGACGAUGCGUUGGCUACUGACCCUUCCAGGGAGGCCAACACGUAUCCAAGUUUCCCGUUCCAAAUGAUAAGUGGAAGGUAGUGUUCAGAGAGAGGAAGAAAUACAUCUCUUGUAAUCCGAGGAGGAUGAUAUGUUUAUGUGGGAUGAAUCAAAGAGAUAUAUAAAUAAAGUUUAUCCAAAAA
Messenger RNA from Phoenix dactylifera (date palm), 1194 nucleotides. NCBI's taxonomy places the organism in Eukaryota, Viridiplantae, Streptophyta, Magnoliopsida, Arecales, Arecaceae. The record is from RefSeq and is a predicted model, not a curated record.